AAGACUUACAAAUCAUUAAUAUUUUCAAUUAACAAUGGAGUACAUUUGCCAGGAAUUAAGCAUUCCAAGAAAACAAAUUAAAGAAACUAACACGAAAAAUCGUUUUAAAUGCAUAGUGCAUAAAAAUUUCCUAAAAGUCUUAGUUAAAAGUAAGAAAAUUGUAAAUGCUCGCACAUAUCCUGGUGCGAUUGACGAAUGGCCACAAACAAAAGACUUAGGAUCUAAUUGGGAACAAGUUUAUCUUGUGGCUCACAAAAAGUUAAAUCAUAAAGUGAUUCCAUUACAAAAAUUUAAAAGUGAUGCAAGUGAUAAUGAAUUGCCAUUGACUUACUCCCAGCAAUUAUAUCAAGUUCAACAAACGAAUCACAAAAUUCUUUGGAAAAAUGCAAAUAAAAAAUAUUCUGGUGAGUACCAACAGCAGAAUGAAUCAACUGGAAAUAAUGGCAAGCAAUUUGUUGAUAGCGCUUUGGUUCCAUACGAGAUUGCACUGCGUGAAGUCAUCACACGAAUGUAUGGAUGUCCAAUUAUUCACUAUAAACUUGAUAGAAUAAAGAAUGACUCAAUUUCUGAUGAUAUAACAUUCAACUGUCAUUUUGAUGUAGAAAUGCACCAUAUAAAUCUGUAUCCAUUACUUGGUGCAGUUGAGUCAAAUUCACAUUUUUAUUUGAUUUACCAAAAUGUCAUAGAAAACACCUUAUUGGAUUGUGUGAGCUAUUCUCCAGGAGUUCUAGAAAAAAGUUAUAACAAAAAUAUGUUUAUUAUUUAUCAAAUAAUAAAUCUCCAGAAGUCAACACAUGAUAAAGGAUUGGUGAUAGGCGAAAUUAAUUUAAGUGAUAUUUAUUUAACAGAAAAUUGUUUACUUCGUAUUAUACCAAAAUUAGAGUCGAACCUAAUCAAAUAUGAGCAUUGUGAAAGCACUGAAAAUGAAAGCUUUGAAUCGACAUCCAUUCAACUCCUCUCAAAUCCAGAAUUAUCACUAAAAGAUUAUUGUCAAAUGUGGUGCACAGGUCAAUUAUCAAACUUUGAUUAUUUAACAAUUUUAAACAAUUAUGCUGGGCGUAAAAUUGAUUCGCCUGAUUAUCAUCACAUAAUGCCAUGGGUAACAGACUUCUCUUCGAAAAACGGUAAUUGGAGAGAUUUAACAAAGACAAAGUAUCGAUUGACAAAAGGUGAUGCUCAACUAGAUAUAACAUACCAACAUAUUAAAAAUAGUGCUGAAAAUUCAACAACUCCACAUCAUGUAUCAGAUGUUUUGUCUGAAAUUACUUUUUAUGUCUACAUGGCUAGAAAAACACCAAAAAGUGUAUUAUGUCGACACGUCCGUCCAAAAUUUGUUGCCGCUGAAUAUCCUGCAAGCAUAAAAAGACUUCAAGAGUGGACUCCUGAUGAAUGUAUUCCUGAAUUUUUCAAUGAUCCAUCCGUUUUCAAAUCUAUAAAUGAAGAUUUGCCUGAUCUAGAAGUACCAGUUUGGUCAUCAUGUCCCGAAGAUUUUAUUGUUAAACACCGAGAAGCAUUAGAAUCUCAAUAUGUGUCUGAAAAUCUCCAUCAUUGGAUAGAUUUAACUUUUGGGUAUAAAUUAAGUGGCAAAGCAGCAGUAAAAGCAAAAAAUGUUGUACUAACUCUUGUAGAUGAUCAUCAGAAACUAUGUCAACGUGGAGUGGUACAGCUAUUUACAUCCCAUCAUCCACCAAAGCAAUUUAAAAAUCCAUGGUUCCAAAAAAAUCCACCUCGAAUAAGUUCAUCUGAGUUGAGGAAAAGAUUAACAAGAAGCACGGAUGAUUUAUCAAUGGAUAAUUAUUAUGCUAUGGAAAGUACCACAUCUAAUACUCCUCCAACAAGAUUGUCUUCCAGCCCACGAAGAUCUUCUUACUUGCCCUAUCAAUCUGAAUCAAUUGAACGAUCACCAAGUUACCAUGCAAGUGCUCCACGUGGCUUACAAAGUCUAAUUGCAUUACCAUCUAAUUACAAUCCACUACAUCAGUUAAAAGCUGUUGAAAAUAUGGGAAAUUUCAUCUCAAAAACCUUUUAUGAAAAACCAUCGACAAAACCAAAAAAGAUAAAACAAAAUUCCUUGGAUUAUCCGCUAACUUCAUCAUUCCAGAAUUAUUUAUUUCAAAAUUAUGAGCAAGAAUCUGACAAUGCUUUCACAAAUAUGAUGUUCUUGGAAACAUACGAAGCAUCAUUAAAAGAUAGCAAAAUGUAUCAGAACUUUAAACAGAGAAAACAACAAGCAUUAAAUUCAAAGAAACACUUCAAACAGCUUAUGCAAGAAAAUAAAGUAAAGGAGUUGAAAAUAAUUGGAUGUAUCAUAAUUGAAUUAUUCAUGAGCAGAAAAUUGAGACCCUUACUGAAACAAAAUCAAUUAUUUGAAGAACGGUUUGAAGCAUGUAAACUGCUGCUUAAAAAUGAUGAACAUCAAAUUCCUGACUGUGUAAUAUGUCCAAUAAAAUUAUUAUUUGGAAUGGAAACUGGUGACGAUACCCAAAUAACAAUUUUGGGUCUACCACCACCUUCUGCUGGACAAUUGCUUCAACCUAUGCUCUCUAAUAUUUUAAUACCUUUUCCUGAUAACUUUUUCAAAAUUUAUGCAGCCAUAAAAUCACUAUCACAAUUUGAAUCGUCCGUAAAAAUGCUGGAACUUUAUUCUUCAUAUGACUGCGAUGGUAAAAACUGUGAAAAAUUUGAGACUCAAGACAAGGCACGCGUUGGAAUUCAUAGGAAAAUUGCUGAAUGUAAAGUAAAAGCAUUUUCAGUUUUGAGUGAAGGAUUAUUGGAACCAUCAGGAUUUGAACGACUUCAUGUUGUUGAAAUUUUCCUUCCACAUAUUAUUGAUAUGUUUCAAAAUGAAGAAACUGGUAUUUUAUCAGCUUGGUAUUUAUUUGAUAAUUUUGCAACUGCUAUUGGGAUUGAAAACACAAAGAAAUAUCUACUUACUCCAAUUUUGGGGCUUUACGAUGUACAUUAUGAUGACAGAGCAAACUUUUUCAAUUCAAGUUACGAUUCAACUAUAAGAUAUACAGCGACAUCAUUCCGCAGCAAGAAAGCUGUCAAGUUGUAUCAUCAUAGCUUUUUAUUAAAACUCAUUGUAAGGUUCGGUUUAAAAUGUUUUCUCGACAAUUUCAUUUCAAUGUUGAUAGAGGCAGCAGGUGGCGCAAAAGAUUCUGAAAUUGAAUUUCCGUAUCACAUUCAUGACUCGUCACAAACUGAAAAUCAAAUGUCAUCGAAAGAUUUUCAAGCAUAUUCUAAUGACUCAGCAGCAGAGGGCUCUCCAACAUUAGUUUCUCCGGGGUCAAAUGAUGAUGAGGAUGAUAAAACAAUGGCUUCAAAACUAGUACAAGAUGAGAUGUUUGAGUUUGAUAAUGACGAUACUCAAACAGCUGAUACUGAUGCAGCACUCGCAAAAAUUAUUGAUCAAUUCGACAUCAAGUCUGAAACUGGUUCAAUUGACAUGAAAAUGGGUCUUUCGGAAGCUGACGAAGCAGAAGAACUUUCUGAGGAAACAAAUAAUAAUGAUCAAAAUCGUUUUUCAUUGGGAGGCGAAAAGUUAAAACUAAAUCCAAAGAAAAUUGAUAGUCUUGAUCCAAAAUCACCAACAAUUCCAAUACCUUCAAGUGUUUACAAAAGAGGAAUCAGUGUCGCUUCAAUUGGUUGUGAAAUUGGAAGCCGCAAAAGUAAUGAUUCAUUUGAUAUUCUUUCAAAAACACCUUUGGAUCGAGAUGAAUCAGUUAAAAGUAAGAUUGAAGAUGCAAUAGAUGAUAAAAUUGAAAUAAAAUCAUGGCGAGGUCGUUCAAGAACACGCCAAUCAAGAUCAACAAGAAUUUCUGAAAUGAGUACAGAAAGUCUCUUGUGGCUUUCACACCGACUUGGGCCUGUUUUGACGGCACGUUAUGUGACGAAAAAUCUUUUGAAAAUGCUAACACUCUGUUAUGUUUCACAAGAAAACCUUUUACCAAGCACAAAUGCAAAUUUACCACAGAAUAUUGGCUUUUUUUCGGUUGCUGAUGGUCAAGUUGUCGGUGAUGAAAAUGCAACAAAAGUUCUCGAUUGCUUGACAGCAAUAUCAGCAUUGUUUGGUGAACAUUUCAUAUUAUGUCAAUAUUUACCUCAUGUUACCGAGCUUAUUGCUCUUUGCAAGAAGAAAAUAACAACAACUCUUGAAGGUGGACUUAUCAGUUGCAUACAAUUAAUUAAAUUUGUUAUUCCAUGUUUGAGUGAUGCAACAAUUAUGGAACAAAUGCAAGAUAAUAUUUUAAAAAAUAUUAUCAAGCCAGUAAUUCGGUUGUUAAAUUCUACGCACUUUGCAAUGCCUAGUGGAUUUUUGGCUCGUGGAGUGUUGGCUAGAAAAUUGAUAGAUUUAUUUUAUGUGCUGACUCUAAGAAUAGGAACCGAAAUUGCUCGAGAACAUUUGUGCAUUCCACAUCUUCAAAGAUUUUUCUUAAUUUUUGAUAAGGCUUACGGUUUUGAUGAUCCAAAUGAUUCGAAUCCUGAAGAAUUGCGUGAAAAAGGACUUGAAGAAUUGAAAGAAGUUUUUACACCAUCAUUAGCUCAUGCUGUUUACUUACCAUUUGUAAGACAGUUUGGUGAAAAUACUAUGAAACAAACUGUUAAGAAUCUCAUGUUAGUGCUUAAUUUAUGCCAUGAGCAUGAAGUGCCAAACUAUGCAACUGAUACCGAAUCAAUAAAAGUUCAAGAAACAUCGUAUCUUACUUCAGACCAUGUUGAUUCGCCACAUAGUUUUGGUACGAAUGUUUCAAUUGUUGGAAAUAGACUUGAUUAUCAAAAUAAUGAACAAAAGAUUAAUGAUCAGUCUAAUAUGAUCGAUCAAGUUGCUUAUAAGUUACAGAAUGUGACAUCAAAUCGCCAGUUAAAAGGAAAUUGGCUUGCUUACUGGACAAAUGAAAUCGGAAGGCAUGAAAAGGAUCAAAGCUUUAACCUUAAGCAAAUUAAACUCCAAACAUUCUCAGGACAUACAAAUUCAGUUCGAGGAAUUUUAUGCCUUGAUAACGAAAAUUCUUUUAUGUCAGCAUCAAAAGAUAAAACUGUCAAGCUUUGGUCAUUGAGGAGCGAAGGUGAUGGAUCAAAGAUAUCACCAUGCCAAUUUACAUACACUGGUCAUCGAAAAUCUGUCCAUUCUCUUGCCUUUUUAGAGUCAAUGAGAUUAGCUGUGUCAUGCGAUUCAGGAGUUCAUUUGUGGGAUCCAUUUGUCGGUGCUCAAAUCAAUCAAAUUGAAGGUCAAAAAUAUACACCAAUAAGCAUUGUACGAACAUUCCCUGGUCCCAGUAGCCUAAUUCUUGCUGGAACAGCUGAUUCAACAAUAAAGGUCAUAGACUCACGAAUCGCUGAUUAUGUGCUUGAAUGGAAACUUAAUAAUACUCCGUCUGGCUCAGUAAGAUGUUUAACAAUUGCACCAAGUGGAAGUUGGAUUGCUGUUGGACUUUCAGCAGGACAAAUAGUUAUGUUAGAUGGAAAGACAGGAAUAAUUCAAGCAUCUUGGAAAGCGAGUGAAGGUGAAUUAUUACAAAUGCAAGCACCAAACGAUGUUGAGCUUAUCACAUCGAGCCUUGAUAACUCAAUAAGUGUAUGGAAUGCGCAAAGCGGUUCAUUAAUGUAUAAUCUACGGAGUCCAGCAGAGCCAGCGCAUUGUUUGCGAAUUAAUAAUGAUGAAUUAAUAGUCGGCACACCAGCAAAUCGAAUAGGAGCUUAUAACUUAAUGCAACAUGAUCAUCCAUUUAGUUUUACAAAAUUAAGGUCAGAGGCUUUCAGCAAAGGCGUCCUAACAACAUUUUCAUUACUACCACUUAAUAGACUUUUACUAGCAGGCAAUGAUAGUGGAAAUAUAGUCUUACUGUGUUAAGUUUUAUGUUCAAGUGAUAUGGAAUAUUAAAAAUAUUUUCUUUUUUUAUGUUUAGAAUCUCAAUGAAAAUGAAUUUAUGAUAUUUAUUUAGAUUUAGACAAAAUGUAGAUGUUUGCAUGUACCAUUCGAGUGCUUCAAGAAGUAAAAUGCGUUCUGACAUUUUCGCGCUGCCGUUUGAUCAGAAGAAACCUAAAACAUAUGUUUAAAAUUUACAUUUGCAAUAGUGUUUUAAAAUGUUUAAAUAAUAAAUUGCUUUAUUUUAUACCUAAAAUUGACGCUGAUUGAGAAUAGAUUUAAAUUUCUAUCUCAAACGAACUAAACAAUCGGAGUUCAUGAAAACUUAUUCAGACUUAUAUGUAG
Messenger RNA from Chironomus riparius, 6214 nucleotides. The record is from the annotation of a GenBank genome assembly. Lineage: Eukaryota; Metazoa; Arthropoda; Insecta; Diptera; Chironomidae.